UAAAAGGCUGCCCCCGCCGGCGACCGGCAGAGCGCCCGGAACACCCCGAGCAUGGCCAUCACCACCGUCUUGCUGGCCGCGCUGGCCCUCGCCGCGCCGGCCCUCGCCGACAAGAAGGCCGAGAAGCUCGUCUUCGCCGACGAGUUCGACACCCUGGACGAGGGCAAGUGGGUCCACCAGAUCAGCGCGUGGCGCGGCGGCAACCAGGAGUUCCAGUUCUACCGUAACGACCGCAAGAACAGCUACGUCCGAGAUGGCAUCCUGUACAUCCGGCCCACUCUGACCGCGGACGAGUUCGGCGAGGACCUGGUGCAGCACGGCAACCUGACGUACCCCGGCUGCAACAUGGAGCCCUGUGUCUCCCAAUCUGGAGAAGAAAUAGUGCUUCCGAUCCAGUCGGCGCGCCUGUCCACCUCGGGCAAGUUCAGCUUCAAGUACGGACGAUGCGACAUUCGCGCCCGCCUGCCGCGCGGCGACUGGAUUUGGCCGGCCAUGUGGCUGAUGCCGCAGAAGGACAAGUACGGCGGCUGGCCGCGCAGUGGCGAGAUCGACCUCAUGGAAAGCAGGGGCAACGCCAACCUCAAGGACAGCAAGGGCCGCUACCGGGGCUUCCAGACCACCAGCUCCACGCUGCACUUCGGGCCCGCCUGGAACAGGAACCGCUACGACAAGGCGCACGUCGACAACUUCAUGGGGGACAACGAGACGCUGGCCAACGACUUCCACGUGUACUCGCUGGAGUGGAGCGAGAAGGGCUUCCGCUUCCUGCUGGACGGCAAGCAGUACGGCGAGGUGCCCCGCCCCAAGGGAGGCUUCUGGAAGCUGGGCGAGUUCGAGGGCGACAACAUCUGGAAGGACGGCAACGACAUGGCGCCCUUCGACCAGGAGUUCUACAUCAUCCUGAACGUGGCCGUCGGCGGCACCUUCUUCAGCGACGACCUCCAGAACUCGCCGUACCCGCGGCCCUACACGCUGAGCUCCGGCCGGGGCAUGCGCCAGUUCUGGGAGAAGAAGGACCUGUGGUACCCGACCUGGCACGGCGAGAAGGCCGCGCUGCAGGUGGACUACGUGCGCGUCUACGAGCACUGAUGCCAGUGUGCCAGUGUGUCUCCGGCGGGGAAGCCCCGGUCUUGGCUUUGGCCGCGCUCCAGCAGACGAUCGCCGACGUAGCCAUCAAAAACACACCCGACGAGGCACUUUAUCUAAAAACUUAAAAAAAGAAAAAUCGAAUAAAAAUUAUUAAAACUUGCACAA
Molecule: messenger RNA, 1254 nt
Organism: Thrips palmi
Lineage: Eukaryota; Metazoa; Arthropoda; Insecta; Thysanoptera; Thripidae
Product: beta-1,3-glucan-binding protein-like
Exons: 6
Coding region: 52-1089 (345 amino acids)
Biological process (GO): carbohydrate metabolic process
Molecular function (GO): hydrolase activity, hydrolyzing O-glycosyl compounds
Source: RefSeq, a predicted model, not a curated record